Messenger RNA from Chaetomium fimeti, 4475 nucleotides. RefSeq names its product P-loop containing nucleoside triphosphate hydrolase protein. Bases 1 to 4038 code for a protein of 1345 amino acids. Gene Ontology annotation, cellular component: intracellular anatomical structure. NCBI's taxonomy places the organism in Eukaryota, Fungi, Ascomycota, Sordariomycetes, Sordariales, Chaetomiaceae. Gene Ontology annotation, molecular function: helicase activity; protein binding; RNA binding. The transcript has 8 exons. The record is from RefSeq and is a predicted model, not a curated record.
AUGGCCCGGGCCCUUAAACGGCUCCCAAAAUGGCAAAGAAGGGCAAAAAACACUAACAGCGCCCCGGCGUCCACACCGUCUGCCGCUCCCGCCAAAGCCAACAAGAAGGAUGCCAAGACGAAGCCCCCUUCCGAAGGCGACUUUAUUGUCUUUACCAACUCGGAUAAGGAUCCCAAAGGAAGACGAGGUGGUGGCGGCGGCCCCUCCAACACCACCACCGCCGCGCCUAGUAACAACGCCAACCCGUCCGAAACCCCCGAUGGGCCGCCUCGCCCAACUGCCCGCCAGCUCAUCGGCGGCGCUUCUUGGACCGGCAAACUGCCCGUCAACCUGCUCUCGGAGCACUGCCAAAAGCAAAAAUGGGAGCGCCCAGACUACAACACUAUCAAGACAAAGGAGGGCUUCUCCGUCUUCACUAGCCUCGCCGCCAAAAACCCCAAGACCGGUGAAGUCACCCGUCUGCCGCCCUUCAAGCUGCCGCCGAGCCACGUGCACCUGGCCUACAAGCCGACCGCACUCGAGGCGAAGCACUUUGCCGCCACUUACGCCCUGUAUCGUGUGUGCAACAUGAAGAACCUGCACAUCUCGCUGCCGCCGGACUACAAGGCGUUGUGGAAGGACUUUGAGGCGCUCAAGAAGCAGGACGUGAAGGAAGGGAAGGGCUGGAUGUACGAGGCCGAUCCGUUCCAGGCAGCGAGAGAGCGGGAGGAGGCUAAAGCCACCGCCGAAAAGAAGAAGGCGCAGGCGCAGGCGCAGAGGGAGAAGGCUGCCGAAGGGAACCAGCCGGGGGUGUCGCUCGCUUUCAGGGGCAGCGGAGGUGGCGGCGGUGGUGGGGGUGGAGGGGGAUCGCAUUCCCUUAUGAGGGGCUGGGCGACGGUGCCCAAGAUUGAGAUGGGGAAUAGGACGCGGUCGCAGCUCGAGGACUUGUUGCGGAGGGAGACGGUGUGGAACCCCCAUGGCGUGGUCAUGCCGCCGGCUCAGAAGGCGGCGAUUGUGAGGGAGUUCAAGGAGUUGGGGUUCCGUCAAAGCCACGCCGAAGAGGCGGUGGAGGAGUGCAAAGACCGCGAGGAGACCCUCGAGUGGCUGCUUGUCCACAUCCCGGAAGACGAUUUGCCGCGAUGGGCUCUACCCGAGAGGUAUACUGCCGGAGUAACGGUCGCAGCUACCGAUUUGCGGAGAGAAGGCGUUAUCAAGCGCCUCUCAGAAUCCGGGUAUUCAAUAGAUCUCUGUCGCCGGAUUUUGGACGCCAACGGCGGCGAUGAGGGCAGAGCUGCCGAGGCCUUGCAAAAAUUGCUUCUGUCAAGCGGUACAGGUCAAGGUGCGGCCCAAGAGGAGGAAAUCGACUCAUGGAGGACCCCCGACGAGAGCUGGGAUGAGGAAAUGGCAACCAUUGAGGCCAGUUUUGGGGACAAGUACACUCGCACUUCGCCCGAAGUAUGCCAGGUACGGCUCGAAUCGGUGGUUAACGGGCCCAAUACCGACGUCGAGACGUAUCUGCAGUUCCGGAAGACGCCUCAGUAUCCGACUCAUGUCGUCGUUUCGAUCGUAGCUCCGCUGCCCGCCUACAUCAAACUAAGCAUCAUCAAGAAAGCCCUUGCGUACGCAAGUGAAUCGCUGCAGGGCGAGGAGGCGAAAAUCUAUUAUCUCAUAAGUUGGGUGCAGGAGAGUAUCAACGAGAUUAUUGAACGGCCAGGAGCCCUGAGGGACGUUGCUGCUGUCUCAUCAGCCGCUUCCGAAGAACCGACGACGGCUGCCGUCAGGACAGCGCGGCGGAGACCUCGGUACCCGAAGCCAAUCAACUGGACGCCGAAUCCCCAUAGCAGACAAGAAUGGGUGGCAAGGACGGAGGCACCCGGAUACAAAAAGAUGCUCUCACAGCGCGAGCGUCUCCCGGCGUGGCAGGUCAGAGCCGACGUCAUCCGGACUGUCUCAGAGAAUCAGGUCACCAUUAUUUCCGGUGAGACCGGUUCCGGCAAGUCGACACAGUCGGUACAGUUCAUCUUGGACGACCUGUAUAGCAAAGGCCUUGGAAACGGAGCCAACAUUAUCGUCACACAGCCACGCCGUAUCUCUGCACUUGGUCUUGCCGACCGUGUCGCCGAGGAGCGGUGCACCCAGGUUGGACAGGAAGUCGGUUAUACUAUCCGCGGCGAGAGCAAAGUCACCCUGGACACCAAGAUCACCUUCGUGACGACUGGUGUACUACUGAGGCGUCUCCAGACUUCCGGUGGUCGGGUUGAGGAUGUAGUAUCCUCGUUGGCGGAUGUCAGUCAUGUUGUGGUUGACGAAGUCCACGAGCGCAGCUUGGAUACCGAUUUCCUCUUGAGCAUCGUCCGCGAUGUCCUUUACAAGCGGCGGGAUCUAAAGCUCAUUUUGAUGAGCGCCACCCUGGACGCUGCUUCCUUCAGGGACUACUUCACGGCGGAUCGACAGAAUGUCACCGUUGGCCUGGUAGAGAUCUCGGGCCGCACAUACCCAGUCCAGGACUACUACCUCGACGACGUCAUCCGGAUGACAGGUUUCAGCGUUGGGAAUAGGUAUGAUUAUUAUGAUGAUGGGGCUAGCACACCCUCCGGAGACCAGGCGGAUCCCAUCAACAAGAUUAUCCAGAAACUUGGCACCCGUAUUAAUUACGAUCUGCUUUUCGAGACGAAGCUUGGCGGUAUCCUAAUCUUCCUCCCUGGCGUGGCUGAGAUCAACCGCGCCUGCAACGCCCUACGGUCGGCACCGCCCCUUCACAAGAAAGUCUUCGCCCCCGCUCCGCAAGGCAGGAGGAAGGUGGUUGUUGCCACCAAUGUGGCAGAGACAUCCAUCACCAUCGACGACAUCGUCGCCGUCAUCGACAGCGGCAGAGUCAAGGAGACCUCCUUCGACCCAGCAAACAACAUGCGCAAAUUGGAGGAGACUUGGGCGUCCCUUGCUGCCUGCAAGCAACGCCGCGGUCGUGCCGGUCGUGUCCAGGCCGGCAAAUGCUACAAGCUGUACACACGCAACCUCGAAUACCAGAUGGCCGAGCGCCCGGAACCAGAAAUCCGACGCGUUCCGCUCGAACAACUCAGUCUCGCUGUCCGUGCCAUGGGCAUCCGCGAUAUCAGCCACUUCCUCUCCCGCGCCCCCACCCCACCCGAGGCGACGGCCGUGGAGGGAGCCAUCACCAUGCUCCGGCGGAUGGGCGCCCUGGAUGGGGACGAGCUAACAGCCCUCGGUCAACAGCUAGCUAUGAUCCCCGCAGAUCUGCGCUGCGGCAAGCUGAUGGUCUACGGAGCCAUCUUCGGUUGCCUUGACGACUGCAGCCCAUUCUUGUCACCGGCUGAAAAACGCAGCGAGGCGAAGGAGGCAAAGAUGCGCUUCGCUCGCGGGGACGGUGACUUGCUCACCGACCUGCGGGCAUACCAGGAAUGGGACAGUAUGAUGGCCGAUCGCGCCAUCCAGCACCGCAGGGUCCGGCAGUGGUGCGACGAGAACUUCCUGUCGUUCCCCACGCUGUCGGACAUCGCCUCGACCAGAUCGCAGUACUACACCUCGCUGUCCGAAAUGGGCAUUCGCCCUUCUACAUCUCAGCCUUCAGCAUCCACCCCGCUCCUCCGUGCCCUCACGGCAUCCGCCUUCGCCCCGCAGCUCUGCCGCAUCCAGUUCCCCGACAAGAAGUUCGCGACGUCAGUCUCCGGCGCGUACUUCUCGCAAGACCACGGCCGCGGGUUCUCAGGGAAUGCGACGUUCGUGUCGUAUUUCAACAUGAUGGCCACGAGCAAGGUUUUUGUACGGGAUUUGACGCCAUUCAACGCCUACACCCUCCUCCUCUUCACCGGCGCCAUCGCACUCGACACGCAGGGUCGCGGGCUGUUGGUGGACGGCUGGCUGCGGUUGCGCGGAUGGGCGCGCAUCGGCGUGCUGGUGUCGCGGCUGCGCGGGGUUAUCGAUCGGCUGAUCGAGCGGCGCAUUGAGAACCCGGCCAUGUUCAACUCGUCGGAAGGGCCCGGGGCCGAAAUCAUCCGGCUCGUUACGCGGUUGAUUGAGUUGGAUGGGAUGGAUGCGUGAUGGAUAUCACGUCUUUCUUGUUGUUGCCGAUGUUACAUGAGGUUGAAGGUUGGAGGUGGCUGGGUCGUUGGGUUGCUUGGGUGUUGAAUGAAUGCUGAGUAUAUAGGAUAGCCUGGUUGGUCUCGGGAUGAAUGCAAUCAACGCAAUUGACCGGCUCAACGAGGCUGUCGCGGCGAGUUGCAUUGUCUAGGUACAUACACGUGGGUGUAUGUGGAAACACGGUUGGCUAUUUGCUUUUGCAGGCCGUGGGAAUAGACGAACUUGAUCACGACAGCUGAGCCAACAGGGCGUUUGAUUCUGACUACGUGAACGCCACACACGUCCAUGAUUUCACUCUGAACAUCCAUUAUCUCUGCAAUUUAUGUCAACGACGUUGCCGUGGCUUCAUUUGUCUGUCUGCAGGGAGCUACUAGUAGUUUGUAUACCAGACACCCCAU